Molecule: messenger RNA, 1608 nt
Organism: Aureobasidium subglaciale EXF-2481
Lineage: Eukaryota; Fungi; Ascomycota; Dothideomycetes; Dothideales; Saccotheciaceae
Exons: 4
Coding region: 78-1469 (463 amino acids)
Biological process (GO): lipid biosynthetic process
Source: RefSeq, a predicted model, not a curated record
GCUACACUGUUCUCCCCUUGAAAACGUCGUACCUAGGUCAUUCUACAUUGUUACUUGCUAGUGCUUGAUUUGCAAACAUGGUCAAUUCAACACAGACCUCUGGCCCAUUGCAGGCAUUGAGCGGUUAUGUGGCAUCCUAUGGCUGGGGGCCUCUCUUGUCUGUUUCGCGAAGCACUGUUCUUUCGCUACUGUCGCGUAUCCAGGUUGGGCAUCUAGGAGUAACAGACGUGGACGGGAAAGUCUCUGUCUAUGGACAAAAACAAGUGGUCAAUGGCAAAACAGAGAAGAGCGUAUAUUCUCUGCCAAACAUAGAGUUGACUGUGCACAAAGAUGUGUUCUGGGUGCGCAUGUUGCUCUUUGCAGAUAUGGGAUUUGCAGAGAGCUAUAUGCUUGGGGAGGUUUCCUGUUCUGACUUGACAGAGUUCUUCCGGUUGUUCAUUCUCAAUCGAAACUACCUCUCGAACGGAUCCACGCUCACGUCGAACCUCUCUGCCAAACUCACGUACCUCCUUCGCAAAACGAACACGCUUACUACCGCUCGCCUCAACAUUGCCGCGCACUACGAUAUCUCCAAUGACAUGUUCGCCGCUUUCUUGUCUCCAGACAUGACCUAUUCUUGUCCUAUCUGGUUACCCAAGUCCGACCCUGGCUCCUCGGAAGAAACACUCGAGCAAGCACAGAUGCGCAAGUUGAGACGCUUUAUCACCAAUGCGAAGAUCAAGGAAGAUGACCAUGUUCUGGAGAUUGGUACAGGCUGGGGCAGUUUUGCCAUUCUAGCUGUAAAAGAGACUGGCUGCCGUGUCACAAGUUUGACCUUGUCAACAGAGCAAAAGGCUUUGGCAGAGCAGAGGAUCGCCGAGGCAGGCCUUACGGACCGCAUAGAAGUUCUUCUGUGCGAUUAUCGCGCGUUGCCAACACCAAGAGAUGGAAAACUGUACGACAAGGUUGUUAGUAUCGAAAUGCUGGAAGCUGUGGGCAAGGAGUACCUUGAUACCUAUUUCCAAUGUGUCGACAAGCUCUUGAAGCCUGAAGGCGGAGUUGCGGUCUUCCAAUGCAUCACAAUGCCCGAAAGUCGCUAUGAUGCAUACAGCAACUCGGACGACUUCAUCCGCCGAUACAUCUUCCCUGGUGGUCACCUUCCCACCAUCACGCAACUGCUAGAUUCCGUUAGAGCCGGCUCCUCAUGCAGACUCAUCCCGGAAUCCGUGGAGAAUAUUGGACCUCAUUACGCAAAGACAUUGAGACUUUGGCGCGAAGAGUUUAUGCAGAACUUCGAAGAAAAAAUCAAGCCCUCGCUGCUUGAGGAGCACGAAGGAAUGACGGACAAAGAUGUGGAUCUAUUCCGCAGAAAGUGGGAAUAUUACUUUGCAUACUGUGAAGCUGGCUUUGUCACCAAGACUUUGGGCGAUGUAAUUUUCACCAUCGGAAGAGAAGGUUCAGUGGAGAUGAUGGAAGAUGUGCCCAUUUAGUUACAUCAUUGCAGAUGUGGAUUUCUAUAAUGUUUGAUUGAUGUGUAGGAAUAGGAGGGCGCGGAGGAGGUAUAGAUCAGCUGGUGAUACCCCGAUUGUGCCAUAUAGACUUACGCCAAUCACAAAUCGUAUUCUGGUA